CCCAACUGAUGAGUUGAUGGCAGAUUUACUUGGAGUAGAUCAGGGACAAGAAAUGACUGAUGAACAGUCUGAUAAAGAUCAGGAACAACUUCAGUUAGAAGUCCUCAGCGAUUAUGCAGUCUUGUAUACUCACCCCACUAAGUGGUACUUAGGACGAGUCUUGGAAGCUCCGACUGAUGAAGGAGUUCGCAUGAAGUUUCUGGAGCAGAGAGGCGUCAGCAAUUCCUUUUCCUGGCCGAAGACUCCUGAUGUGGAAUUUGUGGACCCGCUCUAUGUAUUUCAUGGACCUGUCAACUUGAAUGGACACCAUUCAUUCACUGUUGACAAAGAGGAGUUUAGGGCUAUCAAUGAGAAAUACAAAAAUAUUAGAAAAAAAAGCAUGUUAAGAUAAUUGUUGUAUGAGGAGUUAAUGUCCCAUAAAUGACAAUUUCCCAAUAGUGACAUGUAUUUUUGUACUGGUACUAUGAAGUACAUGUAUAGCACAGUAGGUGUUAAUUGACUUUCUCAUUGUUUGACUGUCUCAAAGUAGUAGAUCUUGUUAAAAUUUGAUAUUCAUUCUAUUCAUAUUUUAAAUCUAACUUUUGGUGCAUGCAUAAUUCUUGUCAUUCUGUUUAAGCCAUAUGUGUAGGCCUACAUGUAGAUCACUUUGUGCAAUAGUCAGUAGUCGUAGUGAAUUACUGAAUUUUAUCAAAUUACUACAUGAAGUAUUAUAGGGGCCCAUGCCCCUUUAUUCUCAAAGUCAUGUAAAAUGUUUCUGGGCCACAAGUCUUUGUUCUGCCUCUCCUACACAUAGACAGAGAGUAGACCCCUAUGUGGUUAAGGUAGUGAAGCGCCAUCUGCUGGGCUUGUUCGUGUUAAGUGCAGGUGCUUAAUAAAGUUAUCAGGUUUUGAAUCAUCCAUCUUGAAGCGGUCUCUCAAGCCUGAUCAGUCUGUUCCACAGUGCUCUGCAGGAAGCAUAAUCUGUAAGUUUGUUUGAUUUUACCAGAUAUUUGAACCAUUGUUGAUAUCAUUUAGAACAGCAGAAGAACAUUUUGAGGAUGUCUAUUUAGGCUUAUUUGAUUUAUUGUGUCUGUAUUCAUGCAGUCAUGUUCGCUGCAGUAUUUUUUAUUUCAUUUGUGGUAACUGUAUUUUAAGAGUAAUUCUCUAUUUCUUUAUAUUGUUUCACAGUUUUACACGGCUGCCAUUAAAACACCUAAAGUCAGCUCCUGUCUUGGGUUCUUCAUGGGAGAGUGUUUAGGCCACUGCAUAGCUAUGUACGCAAACACAUAGUGAGGGCAGCAGAGUAAAAAGAUUAUUUUCACCGUAAGAGCAUCUCUGCAGGCGGACACUCCGCAUCUCUGCUCUGAGCAACAUGUCAGCAACGCCUAAGCCUAGCGAACAUGGUGACGAGGAAGCCAGGUCAGAAUGCAAUGCAUCAUUACCAGCAUCUAGACGCUCCAGAAAGUCUAGUGACAGUACACCCUCUAAAUUAUCCAAUGUCAAGUGCUCUUGCUAUAGAGGCCCGUGCAAAGGCUGAAGCUGCACGAAUAAAGGCUCAAUACGCAAAACGUCAAAUUGAGAUGGAAGUGGAGAAAGCACGCAUGGAUGCCACAUUGAAUGCUUUGAAAGAAGAAGGUGAAGCUGAGGCUGCAUUAGCGGCUGCAGAAGUGUCUGAGGCAGCAGCAGAUCUCGAUGAAGAGAACGAAAAGGAACUUAGUUGUUUUUCAUCUGCACGAGAUAAAUUACAGCGUACCAAGGAAUAUGUGAAUGCACAUUUCAUUGACAAACAAGAGAACAUUACUGGUCAACAAGACAACACAAAUGAAGAAAAACAAACAGUUCAAGCGACACAGCUGUCACAACCACAAAGUACCGAGGUUCUGCAGCCUGCACAUUCUCAACAUGUAGUACUCAACACUAAACAGAACUACCACCAGCAAGACGCUUUGCCUGCAGUUAAAGCUGCAUUCCAUAGAGAACCUCAAGAUAUACGUCCUUCUCAUUAUGACAGGAAGGCCUACAACACCUUUCUACCACAACCCACAACCAGAUCUUCUGAUGCGUCUGAUCUCGCUACAUACUUAGCUAGGCGAGACCUCAUCCUGUCAGGGCUAAAAAUGUUCGACAAUCGACCAGAAAAUUAUUUAUCAUGGAGAGCCAGCUUUUGUGACUCCAUAGAGGGGCUGAAUCUCAAACCCAGCGAGCAGCUAGACCUACUCACCAAGUGGCUUAGUGGAGAGUCACUGCAACAUGCAAAAAGAAUUAGAGCAGUCUACAUCAGCAACCCAGCUACCGACCUGAAGAUGGUAUGGCAGCGUCUGGAUAGAAGUUUUGGAUCUCCAGAGGCCAUUGAAGCCUCUCUGUUCAAAAGACUAGAGGACUUCCAGAAAAUUCAGAACAAAGACUAUAAGGGACUGCAAGAACUGGCAGACUUACUUCUAGAAAUUGAGGCGGCUAAGUCUGGGGGAUAUUUACCUGGGCUCACUUUCCUCGAUACAGCUAGAGGAGUAAACCCCAUAGUGGAGAAACUUCCAUACAGUCUGCAAGAACAAUGGAUGACCCAGGGGUCAAGGUACAAAAGGGAACAUCUGGUUCCAUAUCCACCUUUUUCAUUUUUUGCUGAGUUCGUGCAAAAUCAUGCCGACAUGAGAACAGACCCCAGCUUUGCGUUCCAGGCUUCUAGCAUAACACAGCGAAGAGCAGAGAGUCUUCCAGCAAAACCAUGGAAGAUGAAAACUCCUGUUUCAGUCAACAAAUUGGAAGUAAAGCACCUUCCUUUAGACCCUGACAACAAACUUAAAGAGGAUCCAAACAAGCUGUGCCCUAUUCACCAUAAGCCACACCCCCUCAAGAAGUGUAGAGGUUUCAGAGAAAAGCCACUUGAGGAAAGGAAAAGGUUUCUGAAAGAACAUUUCAUAUGUUUCAAAUGUUGUGCCUCAACCGCUCAUCAAGCCAGAGACUGUAAAGCUGACAUCUGCUGUUCAGAAUGCAAGAGUAGUCGUCAUGUCACAGCUCUGCAUGACGGUCCACCUAACCUGGCAGACAAGCGGUCCAAUUCACCUACCACAGAGCAAGGCAGGGAGCAAUCGGACCAGGCUGACACGUAUGUAGCCACUUCAAGUUGCACAGAGAUCUGUGGAGAGAACCUUAAAGGUAAAUCCUGUUCCAAGAUGAUUCUGGUAAAUGUCUACCCGCAGGGACACCCUGACAAGAAGAAGAAAAUGUAUGCAACUGUACACACUUACAAGACCAACAUCUUGGAAAAUGGAAGACCCAGCUACUUCCAACCAUGUGAAAGCAGCAUGCAUGUGAAGGAGAAAUUCAGAGAUGAAGUACGUAGACCUCUUCCUGACACACUGGAUGCAUGCAUCUUUGGUCUUUCAGGGGAUGAUGACAAACUCGCACCCUCAGUUGAAGAUGAAACAUUCCUCCACAUAAUGAACAAAGAGUUCUUCAAGGACAAUUCCAAUAGUUGGGUGGCUCCUUUGCCAUUCCGUAGCCACAGACAACGUCUACCUAACAAUCGGGAGCAAGCCCUCAACCGUCUUAUGUCUCUUCGCCGAACACUACUGAGGAAACCGGAGAUGAAAGACCACUUUGUGGAAUUCAUGAAGAAAAUCUUCAGCAACAGACACGCCGAGCCUGCCCCUCCAAUGAAGAAUGACCAAGAGUGCUGGUAUCUAACAAGUUUUGGAAUCUAUCAUCCCCAAAAACCAGGGGAGAUCAGAGUCGUGUUUGACUCGAGUGCACGGUUCAACAACGUGUCUCUCAAUGAUGUGCUGUUGCGGGGUCCUGAUCUUAACAACAGUUUGGUUGGAGUACUUAUGAGGUACAGGUGCGAACCAGUUGCAGUCAUGUCGGACAUUCAGCAAAUGUUCCAUAGUUUUAUGGUCACAGAAGAUCAUCGCAACUAUUUAAGAUUCUUGUGGUUUCAUGACCAUAAGCUUGAUGGGGAAGUGAUGGAGUACUGCAUGAAGGUCCACGUGUUUGGCAACUGUCCCUCACCGGCAGUAGCUAUGUAUGGGCUAAAAAGGACUACUUUGGAAGGAGAGAAGGAAUUUGGUGCUGAAGCUAGAUGUUUUGUGGUACAUCACUUCUAUGUGGAUGAUGGGUUGAAAUCAUUUCCCAGUGCAAAAGAGGCAACUGAUGUACUGAAAAGAGCGCAAGACAUGUUGGGCCAGUCCAACCUCAGACUCCAUAAAAUCGCAUCCAACAGCCCUGAGAUUAUGAGAGCCUUUCCAGAAGAAGACCUUGCCAAAGGCCUGCGAGACCUAGACAUUGGCCAAGAUUCUCCCCCUAUGCAACGCAGUCUUGGUCUUGGUUGGGAUCUGUCCACAGACACUCUUACUUUCCAUGUAGCAGCCAGUGAAAAGCCUUUCACACUGUCGACCAUCAACAGCUUGUUCGACCCUCUUGGAUUUGCUGCACCCGUUAGCAUCCAAGGCCGUUCUAUCCUGAGAGAACUUACAACCGAAGCCUGUGACUGGGAUGCUCCACUUCCAAAGGAAAGACAAGGAGAAUGGCUACAGUGGAAGAACUCGCUACAAGACCUUCAAGGACUGAAGAUUCCUAGGAUGUAUACAUCACUGCCAUUCUCGAUGGCUCAGAAAAAAGAGAUUUAUGUGUUCUGUGACGCAUCUAUCAAGGCUAUCGCAGCUGUUGCAUAUCUUAAAAUCACAACUGCAGAGGGACAGAAUGAAGUGGGGUUUGUUUUUGGCAAAGCAAAACUGGCUCCAAAGCCUGACCUCACAGUUCCCAGACUUGAGCUUUGUGCGGCCGUACUCGCGGUCAAGAUGGCAGAGACCAUUCUAGAAGAGCUGGACGCAAAAGUGGAUGAUGUACAAUUCUUCUUGGAUAGCAAGGUAGUGCUUGGCUACAUAUCCAAUGAGUCAAGACGAUUCUAUAUGUAUGUACACAAUUGAGUCCAACGCAUUAGGCGAUCCACACGUGUUAACCAAUGGAAUUAUAUUCCUACUGACCAAAACUCAGCUGAUAUUGCUACAAGGGCUAUUCCAGCCAAUCAGCUUACACUCUCCUGUUGGUUGACUGGACCUGCUUUCCUCACUGACUCAUCAGAGAGUCAUUUGUCUGCAGACACUUUUGAUCUCAUCAAUCCAGGAACAGAUGUAGAGGUACGACCAGCAGCCACUGCAUGUGUUACUAAACUCUCAGUGGAGGAGCUAGGCACUGCACGCUUUGAGCGUUUUUCUAGUUGGACAUCUCUCUUAAGAGCUUUGGCUAGGCUCUCACACAUUGCACACUCCUUCACUGCAGCAUCGAAAGACAGCACCUGUGUAGGGUGGCAUGUGUGUGAAAAACCACUAACUAAAGAGCAGCUUGACCACGCCAAGGUGAGAAUUAUUCUCAGUGUGCACAGACAAGUGUACAGUGAAGAGGUGCACUGCAUUAAGACUGGAAGGACUGUUCCAAAGCGAAGCCCCCUCAGCAAACUCUGUCCAUUCAUGGAUUCACAUGGCCUCCUCAGAGUUGGAGGACGUCUCUCAAAAUCAGGACUGCCAUCUGAUGAAAUCCAUCCAAUUCUUGUUCCUGGCAAACAACAUAUUGCUACAUUGGUGAUCAGGCACUUUCAUGAGAAAGUUCACCAUCAAGGUUGGCAUUUCGCAGAAGGCGCCAUAAGAGCGGCCGGAUUUUGGUUAGUUGGAGGAAAGCGAUCUAUCAGCAGUAGAAUCUUCACUUGUGUGACUUGUCGCAAGCUACGUGGCAAGCAAGAAGAGCAGAAGAUGGCAGACUUGCCUGCUGAUCGUCUGAGUAUGGAUCCCUCGUUUACUUAUGUAGGGCUAGAUGUGUUUGGUCCUUGGCUCGUAACGUCACGAAGGACGAGAGGAGGCCAUGCGAACAGCAAACAGUGGGCCGUCAUCUUCACAUGUAUGAGCUUUCGGGCAAUACACAUUGAAGUGGUGGAAGCAAUGGACACGUCUUGCUUCAUUAAUGCUCUGAGGCGUUUUUUUGCAAUCCGAGGUCCGGUGAAACAAUUGAGGUCAGACUGUGGAACUAAUUUCGUAGGAGCCUGCAAAGAACUUCAAAUCGGCUCUCAAGGACACAACAAGCAAAUUGAGACCUUCCUGCAAGAAAGGGAGUGCACAUGGCAGUUUAACCCGCCACACGCCUCACACAUGGGUGGGAGUUGGGAGCGCAUGAUCGGGAUCACGCGGUGCAUCCUGGAUGCUAUGCUCCUCAGACAUGGAACUGUGAAACUGACCCAUGAAGUUCUCACAACAUUCCUUGCAGAGGUCACUGCAAUAGUGAAUACGAGACCUGUAACUGCAGUCUCAACAGAUGCAGAUCACCCACUCAGUCUCACUCCAGCUACUCUUUUAACCCAGAAGAUUGGAGUGCCUCCUUUACCCCCAGGCCAGUUUGAUGACAAAGACCUCUUUAGACGUCAGUGGCGGCAGGUCCAGAGUCUGGCCAACACCUUCUGGGAACGUUGGAAAAGGGAAUAUAUCAGCAAUCAACAAGGACGGCGCAUAUGGAAAAAUGAAAAGCCAAACAUUCAGGCAGGAGAUGUUGUCCUGCUGCGAGAAAAGCAGACUAAAAGGAGCUAUUGGCCUAUUGGACUAGUUACGGACACUUUUCCUAGUGAUGAUGGAAAAGUAAGGAAGAUCGAAGUGAGGGUCAUCAGAGACGGCACAGAGCGACUGUUCCUACGACCUGUUUCAGAGGCUGUCUUCCUCACUUCUAAGGACUCUCAUAAGUGACUGUAUUAAUGUAUCUGUCUUACUUGCAUAGUUAUCUUUAAUGUUUCAAGUUCUGGUUGGUUUGACAUCUCACUGAUGCCAGGCGGGGAGUGUUCUGCCUCUCCUACACAUAGACAGAGAGUAGACCCCUAUGUGGUUAAGGUAGUGAAGCGCCAUCUGCUGGGCUUGUUCGUGUUAAGUGCAGGUGCUUAAUAAAGUUAUCAGGUUUUGAAUCAUCCAUCUUGAA
Molecule: messenger RNA, 6924 nt
Organism: Acanthochromis polyacanthus (spiny chromis)
Lineage: Eukaryota; Metazoa; Chordata; Actinopteri; Pomacentridae
Exons: 2
Coding region: 1380-4901 (1173 amino acids)
Biological process (GO): DNA integration
Molecular function (GO): nucleic acid binding
Source: RefSeq, a predicted model, not a curated record